GCGCUGAGCGGUCAUGACGGGUCCCAAAGCGUACCGCUGCGCAAGACGACGGACCAGAAUGCGGUCUUCAGUGGGUCCCUCGUGAAGUGGCCCAAGAGGCCGCGAUGAACGGCGAUCGUGCUGCCUACCGCAACGUCUAUAUCUACGACGCCUCGGACAACGAACGGCUGCUGGGCGGGCUGCAUCAGAAUGGCUCCGUCACGGAUGCAACCUUCCUCGACAUGCUAGACCUUCUCCUCGUCACGCACUUUCCAAUACGGAUCCAAGAUAGAUUCUCUUGCCGCGAAGUACGUAGAAACGAAAGGCCUCUCGAGCCAGGGAUCUAUGACGUUUACUGUAGAGGCCCUAUCAAACUUUCAGACGAGCCAUGGCUGCCUCGCCUGGUCUCACCCCAGGACUCGCACCCAGAGACCACCUUCUCGGACAGCGUACGUGCACGCGACGGCAAGUGCGUCAUCUCCGGCGUCGCCGACCGCAGCGGGGUCGAGGCCGCACACAUCUUCCCGCGCGACAACGAGGACUACUGGCUCGCGCACGACCUCGCGCGAUGCAUCACGGACGCCGAGGGCCGCGCGGCCGCGGCGAAGCUGAGCUCGGCGCAGAACGGGCUCGCCCUUCUCGCGCACAUACGCCAGCUCUGGGACCAGUACCUCAUCUCUGUGAACCCCGACGACAAUCACAAGGUCGUCGUGUUCGCGCUCGACACCGACAGUCUCGACGGGCGGACGCUCGACCCUGCGUGCCGCGACCCGGCGGACCCGCACCGCGCCUCGGACGCGCUCCUGCGCUGGCACUACCGCCAAGCCGUCCUUGCGAACGUGCGUGGCACGGGUGAGCCCGUCUUCGGCGACGCUACGUCGGGGACGGACGUGCUCAGCGAGAUAGAGCACGCGCCGUACGCCAAGGAGCGAUUCCAGAUGGAGAUCGCGGCUCGGCUAAGGGGGUUUGGAAAUGACGAUUGAAACAUCGGGCAAGGCGGUGCCUGCUCUUGCUCUGAAUUGGCUGAAACGACUAUGAUACUUUUCGGGCCAGGUACGAGCAGAGAUGGUGACAGUGGACGGUCUUACUUGGGACAAUACUUAUACACGAUGCGUAUCCGGCGCUCCUUCCGAAACACACGACGAACCGGGCAACAAAAGAGAGAAAGAAGCUUGUCAAAGGAGCGAAAGUCGCGAAAACGGGACUGUUAAUCAAACAGGGGGUGAACAAGG
Messenger RNA from Phanerochaete carnosa HHB-10118-sp, 1211 nucleotides. RefSeq lists its product as uncharacterized. The transcript is spliced from 3 exons. The record is from RefSeq and is a predicted model, not a curated record. Bases 105 to 962 code for a protein of 285 amino acids. Lineage: Eukaryota; Fungi; Basidiomycota; Agaricomycetes; Polyporales; Phanerochaetaceae.